AUGUGGACCGCCGACAGUCGACUGAUCGAGAGAGGUCGCAAGCGUCUACCGUCAUCACUCAAGAUCAUGACGCACGAUGGCAGUCACAACAGCGAGCCGAUCGCACCUGGAUCAUUGCCAGAUUCAUUAACAGAGUUCACGCUAGGCUAUGGUCACGCUCAUCAAAUAAUGGAGGGCGUGCUGCCGCCAUCUAUCCAUCGUCUGACAUUCAACAACAACAACAACCUCUGGCCAGACACCUUGCCGGUCUCGCUCACAUCUCUCACAUUCAUGUACGACAGUCCGCUGCUAGGGUUGGGCACGCUGCCUCCAACGCUCACCGAACUGUCCCUCGGUCGAUUCAGCAACAAUACACUGCUGCCAGGUGUGCUACCCACCUCCCUAAUCACAUUGACGCUCGGUCAAGGGUUCAUGCAGCCCUUGCUACUGGGUAGCCUGCCGCCCGGCCUGAAGAAGCUCACCUUUGGCAUGAUAUACAACAAACCGAUCAAGGAGGGCGUGCUCCCAAUCUCACUCACAUCGCUCAAGUUUGGACAGGGGUACCGUCAACGACUCGGCCCUGGCGUACUUCCGGCGUCAAUCACACGAUUAUCCUUUGGCAAGGAGUACAUACAACAGCUCACACAAGUGGACCUGCCCGCGUCACUCACCAAGCUUACGGCCACACCAGCCACUCAGUUGCUGAGCGUGCCUCCAUCGCUCGUCCAUCUGAAGCAUUUCUGGGAUGUACCAUAUAGCCUGCUACAGCCCACACCAGACACAAUCAAGCACCUAACUCUCGGCAACUCAUUUGAAGAGACUAUCACGCCAGGCAUGCUCGGUGACUCACUGACCGCACUAACACUAGGCCGCCUUUACAAUCAAACUUUGGAGCCUGGUGGCUUGCCCCAUAGUCUGCUCUCUCUCAGAUUUGGAUUCGCCUUCACUCGACCAUUGGCGCGAGGGACACUCCCGCCCUCUCUUACAAUACUGGAGUUUGGACCUGUAUUUAGUCAACGAAUCGCACCCGACACUCUCCCCGACAGCAUCACCAAGUUGACAUUUGGUGGCAGCUUCAAUAGUGAGAUCACACCCUGCGCGCUACCUUCGUCGUUGCGCGACCUAUACAUCAACAUCCACUCGAUACUCUCAUUCAAAGCAUACUUUAACAAGACUGUGGCCACUGAUCCCACGCGCCACAGUGUGCACCGCCUACACAUUGAACUUUUCUUCAACAGAUCAUUCGUCAACGUCAUUGGCUUACCGAGCGUGUGCAGUGUGCACCUACCAUUCGACGAUCGAGUGGUCGUAUGUCGAAUGAUCAAUCAACGUACUGUCAUACUACUUGAUCGACGCAUUCGUCGUGGAUGGGGCUUCCUCCCCGUGCCAUCACUUGCCAACAGUCAUUGUGUUGACGUGGACAAGGUAUAA
Molecule: messenger RNA, 1410 nt
Organism: Acytostelium subglobosum LB1
Lineage: Eukaryota; Evosea; Eumycetozoa; Acytosteliales; Acytosteliaceae
Exons: 2
Coding region: 1-1410 (469 amino acids)
Source: RefSeq, a predicted model, not a curated record